GUUCAAAACGACGGCGUUUGCUAUAUUUAAGGACUUUAUAUAGCGCGCAGUGCCUCCGCUGAAACCCUAAAUCGUAGAAGCGGAGCCUCCCAUCUCUUUUUGAGUUUCUUCUGUGCCGGCGAGAGCAGCGUCUACGAUCAGCCAUGGGUAAGGUUCACGGUUCGUUGGCUCGUGCCGGAAAGGUGAGGGGUCAGACCCCAAAGGUGGCCAAGCAGGACAAGAAGAAGAAGCCCAGAGGCCGCGCCCACAAGAGGAUGCAGUACAACAGGAGAUUCGUCACUGCCGUUGUUGGAUUCGGGAAGAAGAGGGGACCUAACUCGUCUGAGAAGUAGGGUUGCAAUGUGAGCGCUUCUGCUGGUUUCUCAUGAGGCAAUAGUGUCUUUUUUUUUUCAAUUUUUCUUUUGUAGCCAAAAGGAUGGUUUAAGUUUGUACUUGUUUUGCUGAAUUAUCUUAGAAGCGAUGUUCUUAAUGUCCGAAAUUGUGAGAUUCUUAUGAAUAUGUGCUACUUUUGACCA
Molecule: messenger RNA, 515 nt
Organism: Rosa rugosa (rugosa rose)
Lineage: Eukaryota; Viridiplantae; Streptophyta; Magnoliopsida; Rosales; Rosaceae
Product: small ribosomal subunit protein eS30z/eS30y/eS30x
Exons: 3
Coding region: 144-332 (62 amino acids)
Biological process (GO): translation
Cellular component (GO): ribosome; cytosolic small ribosomal subunit
Molecular function (GO): structural constituent of ribosome
Source: RefSeq, a predicted model, not a curated record